AGACGUGAUGUUCAUCCACUUUUUUAUUAAUGUCCGCUAAAAUCUUAAAUUUUCACAUGUCUUCUCUUUCUGCAACUCUUUCUUGACUUCUUGUUUUCUUCUUCCUCUGUUAUAUAAGCACACAAACUCAUCCUCGUUUUCGAUUUAUCCCCGUGAUCUCACCGUUUUCUCGCCCUAAUACCGGCUUUCGAUGUCAUUUUCUGUGUUGAAUUUUGGGGUUUUUGAUUAGCUUUCAAUCCUCGCGACUCUUUGCCGGAUUUUAUUUUUCUAUCGGGUUUUCUUGGAGUGAAAGGUGGGUUUGAAAACGUCGAUCCUUUAAUCCAUUUAUUGCAGAGUUUCGCCGGAGUCCGCAGUUUCCGGUGACAUUCGGUCACCGACAAUAGCGGGUUUUCUCGAUUUGACAAGAUUCUGUUGUUUUAGUCAAGAGAAACAGUAAUUGAUGAGAAAAUUACAUUAAAUAUAGAAAUUCUUACCAUUUUCCUCCUUUAAAUUAUACUUGUUCGAAUCAAGAUAUUAAUAUCUCUCUCUCUCUCUCUCUCUCUCUCUCUCUCUCUCUCUCUCAAAACAGGGGAAAUCCCGAAAACAUCUCUUCUUCUUCGAUUUCAUUUUCAUUCCCUUGUUUGUAAUCGUCGUUUUUUCCCUGUCUUCUUCGUAAGGAGGGAUUCGUCUGUUUUUUACAGGGUAGGAGAGAGAAACAUAAAACCUCUAGAAAUCUCUCAUCCGCCCUUCCUUUCUCUCUCUAGAAAUGGUUUCAGAGAAAAGAUCCAACCUUGAAUGUUUCCUGGAUUCCACAACCCCUGUUGUUCCAUCCCAAUUCCUCUCCAAGAGUGAGAUUAGGAACCUUAAUAAGCUAUGGCAUCCAUGGGAAAGGGAGAGAGUUGAAUUCUUCACGUUGGGAGAUCUUUGGAAUUGUUUCGAUGAAUGGAGUGCCUAUGGCGCCGGAGUUCCGAUCAACGUCGACGACGCCGGAGAUGAAACUAUUGUUCAGUAUUAUGUUCCUUACCUCUCCGCCAUUCAAAUCUUUACAAGCAAUUCAUCUUUGAACUGUCAAAGGGAAGAAACAGAUUCCGAAACCAGGGAUUCAUUUAGCGAUUCGUUGAGUGAGGAGAGCGAGAGCGAGAAGGUGUCAAGGUGGGAUGGAUGUUCUUCCGAUGAAUGUGUGUUUGAUCAAGAAACAUCUUCUCAUUUGAACGAUCGAUUGGGUCAUCUUUACUUCCAAUACUUCGAUAGAUCAACUCCUUACGGAAGAGUCCCUCUCAUGGACAAGGUAUGUGCGUUAUCUAAAAGAUACCCUGGAUUGAUGUCGCUGAGGAGUGUUGAUCUUUCACCAGCUACUUGGAUGGCCGUUGCUUGGUACCCAAUAUAUCAUAUUCCUAUGGGGAGAACGAUCAAGGACUUGUCAACAUGUUUCUUGACAUACCAUACCUUAUCUUCAUCGUUUCAAGAGCUUGAUGAAAAUGGAUUGUCAAAGAGAAAGAGAAAGGAAGGAAUCUGUGUUCCAGCAUUUGGAUUAGCGACCUACAAGAUGCAAGGUGACGUGUGGAUUUCAAGCAAACAGGAUCAAGAAAAAGUUGUUUCAUUUGUGAGUGUUGCUGAUUCAUGGUUGAGACAGUUGGGUGUCCAACACCAUGAUUUUAAUCAUUUUAUGGGGAAUCGCCGUGGUUGAAGAGAUGUUAUUCUGGGCUUUUUGGCUUUGUUUAAUGGGAUUUUACCAUUUGGAUCAAUUUUCUUUUUGCCUUUUCCGGCUAACCCCGUCGUUGUCCUAUGGGUUUCUAGAACUUUUGAGGAGAGAGAGGAGGAUUGUGUAUAUUGAGGAAUCCGAUGAGCUUCCGGAGGUUUUAUGUUGUUUAAUGUUUUGAAACCUAUAUGCUCCGAAUUUUAAACCCGAUCUUUUUGGUUAUCAUGUUA
Molecule: messenger RNA, 1908 nt
Organism: Lactuca sativa (garden lettuce)
Lineage: Eukaryota; Viridiplantae; Streptophyta; Magnoliopsida; Asterales; Asteraceae
Source: RefSeq, a predicted model, not a curated record